Messenger RNA from Budorcas taxicolor (takin), 1685 nucleotides. RefSeq names its product choline kinase beta (gene CHKB). Gene Ontology annotation, cellular component: cytoplasm. Gene Ontology annotation, molecular function: choline kinase activity; ethanolamine kinase activity. The record is from RefSeq and is a predicted model, not a curated record. The transcript has 10 exons. NCBI's taxonomy places the organism in Eukaryota, Metazoa, Chordata, Mammalia, Artiodactyla, Bovidae. Gene Ontology annotation, biological process: phosphatidylethanolamine biosynthetic process; CDP-choline pathway. The coding region runs from base 115 to 1473 and encodes 452 amino acids.
GCGACCCGAGCCGCACAGGCUGGCCGGAAGCGGAGCCGAGCGCGGCCGGAAGGAGCCGAGCGCGCCCGCAGGGCCUCAGCGGCGACGGGGCGUUGGCCCGGCCGCGCCGGAGCCAUGGCGGCCGAGGGGGCCGAUGUGGUCGGAGGAGGGCCUCUCGGAGGCUGCCUGACCAAGGACAGCUUGCCGCAGGCUAAGUGCCCCGACGCGGCCCCGAGCCGGCGGCGUAGCUCGGCGCGCUCACGAGACGCCGAGCGCCGCGCCUACCAGUGGUGCCGAGAGUACUUGGGCGGGGCCUGGCGCCAGGCGCGGCCAGAGGAGCUGAGGGUUGACCCUGUGAGGUGGGAGGUCAGGGGUCACCCCCUCCUGUGCGCGCGCCGGGUCGGGCUCGGGCCCUGGGGACCCUCGGCGUUCCUGGGCCGGGGGCGGGCCGGGGGCGCGGGGCGCGGGGGCUGGACGCCGGGCCGGUGGAGCGGACGGCGGGCUGAGCGCGCCCUGCUGUGGGUCUGCAGCGGAGGCCUCAGCAACCUGCUCUUCCGCUGCUCGCUGCCCGACCACCUGCCCAGCGUUGGCGAGGAGCCCCGGGAGGUGCUGCUGCGGCUGUACGGCGCCAUCCUGCAGGGCGUGGACUCUUUGGUCCUUGAAAGUGUGAUGUUCGCCAUACUUGCAGAGCGGUCGCUGGGGCCCCAACUCUACGGAGUCUUUCCAGAGGGCCGGCUGGAACAGUACAUCCCAAGCCGGCCACUGAAGACACACGAGCUUCGAGAUCCAGUGUUGUCUGCAGCCAUUGCCACGAAGAUGGCCAAGUUCCACGGCAUGGAGAUGCCUUUCACUAAGGAGCCCCACUGGCUAUUCGGGACCAUGGAGCGGUACUUAAAGCAGAUCCAGGACCUGCCCCCUACCGGCCUUCCCCAGACGAACCUGCUGGAGAUGUACAGCUUGAAGGAUGAGAUGGGCAACCUCAGGAAGCUGCUAGACACUACCCCAUCACCAGUGGUCUUUUGCCACAAUGAUAUCCAAGAAGGGAACAUCUUACUGCUCUCAGAGCCUAAAAACACCGACAGCCUCAUGCUGGUGGACUUCGAGUACAGCAGUUAUAACUACAGGGGCUUUGACAUUGGGAACCAUUUUUGUGAGUGGGUUUACGAUUACACCCACGAGGAGUGGCCUUUCUACAAAGCGCAGCCUGCAAACUACCCCACUGAGGGACAGCAGCUCCAUUUCAUUCGCCACUACCUGGCAGAGGUGAAGAAAGGUGAGGCCAUCUCCCAAGAGGAGCAGAGGAACCUGGAAGCAGAUUUGCUGGAGGAAGCUAAUCGGUAUGCCCUGGCAUCUCAUUUCUUUUGGGGUCUCUGGUCCAUUCUUCAGGCAUCCAUGUCCACUAUAGAAUUUGGUUACUUGGAGUAUGCGCAGUCUCGGUUCCAGUUCUACUUCCAGCAGAAGGGCCAGCUGACCAGCUUGCACCCCUCAUCCUGACUCCGCCUCCAACUCCUGGCAUUUCUCCUGGAGCCUCCAGGGCAGGACCUUAGGGGAAGGGGCACAGGGGAAGCCCUAGGGGGCUGGGCUGAGCCGCACUGAGACUGGAGUUAAGGAGGCUGAUCUCCCCCGGGCCCCAGGUUCCCCCUGCGGGAAGUGGGCAGAAGCCCUGGCGUGUGCACCGUAGGAAAAUAAACUCGCUGCGCCCCUUG